Messenger RNA from Sodiomyces alkalinus F11, 579 nucleotides. RefSeq lists its product as hypothetical. Lineage: Eukaryota; Fungi; Ascomycota; Sordariomycetes; Glomerellales; Plectosphaerellaceae. The record is from RefSeq and is a predicted model, not a curated record. The transcript has 6 exons. Bases 1 to 579 code for a protein of 192 amino acids.
AUGUUCUAUCAGGCAAGACCCAGGAGCAAUGGCAUGUCGCGGGCGGCGGCUUCCCUCGUAGUCCCUUGUGUUCAUCAAACCAUCAUCGCACUCCAUGGACACACGCCAUCAGUAUCAGUUGACUUGUUCUCACCUCCCUGCGUACCUGCGGAGAGGCUAUGCUUAAUCCGUCGUCGGCAUUACGAGCUACGGCCACAUUUCUUUGGGUACUGGGAUAAGACGCCGCGAACCCGCGCCGUUUUGGGGGUGACGCCGGCGGGAGGGGAAGAGAACGAACAGGUUUGGUUCUGCCCCCUGCAUCGGAACGGCGGGCUUCUCAAAACUCAAAACUCGGGACUGAGCCUCAACGUAGGGCAAGAGUCGCUUGUCCACUUGACCAGCGUGGGGGGAAGGUUCGCUUGUCAGAAGCUCUGGUUGCUCAUUGGCCUGAAUGCGUAUUUAGAUAUUGACCAGUUUGGCGAGUUGCCGAGGGCUACCAGUCGUGAACUAAACCAUCUCAGAGCAACGCGUGUGCAACACCAUGACAUAUCCCGCUGGCGAAUGGACGCUGGCAAGUACGGAACGGAUACGGACACUUAA